Molecule: messenger RNA, 3580 nt
Organism: Gossypium arboreum
Lineage: Eukaryota; Viridiplantae; Streptophyta; Magnoliopsida; Malvales; Malvaceae
Product: disease resistance protein RUN1-like
Exons: 4
Coding region: 95-3580 (1161 amino acids)
Biological process (GO): signal transduction; defense response
Molecular function (GO): ADP binding
Source: RefSeq, a predicted model, not a curated record
GAAAUGAAAUGCAAAAUAUGAUGAAUGUGUUCUUCAAAGGUUCACAAAUCUAUUUUGCUCUCUCUUGCUUCAAUCACACAAUCAAUACUCUUUCAUGGCUGCUUCUUCUUCUUCUUCCUCUUCUCCUCAAACAGACACAUGCCUUAACUUCAUCACUCAUCUGCUCAAAGCUCUGACAGACGCAAUCAUGAAUGUCUUCUUUCAUGAUGAAACACCGGAGCAAAUUUCACAACCACUUUCUCCAGCAAUUGCCUCUUCUUCCUCUUCUACUCGAUUGAAGCAUCAGGUUUUCUUGAGCUUCAGAGGUGAAGACACACGCCUCAAUUUCACCGCUCAUCUACUCAAAGCUUUAAAAGACAAAGGAAUGAAUGUUUUCUUCGAUGAAGAAACACUAGAAAAAGGGAAGCAACUCUCGCAAGCACUUUCUCGAGCAAUUGCAGCCUCAAAUCUCUCAAUAAUUGUGUUGUCGGUAGACUAUGCUUCUUCAAAAUCAUGCCUGGCUGAACUCUCUGACAUCAUGCACUGCAAGGACACUCAAGGACAUAUUGUUCUUCCCAUAUUUUACCAUGUUGAUCCUUCUGAUGUGCGGAAUCUUGGUGGUAGUUUCAAAAAAUCCUUCAAUGGCCACGGUUCAAAUAGGCUACCUCAAGUACAACGAUGGAAAACUGCCUUUGCUGAAGUCGGUAAAUUAAAAGGAUGGCAUAUAGAAGGAGGCAAAUUCGACAGACCUGAAACUGAGUACAUCAAGGAUAUUAUUGAAUAUAUUAUAAAGAAGUUGAUGAGUGGCAAGUUUAAAAGUGCUUCUGCAGAGUUAGUUGGAAUAGAUGAUCAGAAGCAGACGAUUUUGAGGCUAAUUGAGCAGGAAGAGAGUCGUCUAAUAGGACUUUGGGGACAAGGUGGUAUAGGCAAAACUACCCUCUCUGAUGUUAUAUAUAACGAAAUCUCUGAUAAGUUUGAAGAUAAAUGCUUUCUUCUAAAUGUUAGAGAGAAAUUUAAAACACAGGGAAUGGAAUCAUUACGAAACGAACUUCUUUCCAAACUCUUAAAUCAAACAAUUCAUGUAGACACCCCCUCAAUUGGGUCAACUUUAAUCCAAGAGAGGCUAAACAAUAAAAGAGUACUUGUUGUCCUUGACGAUGUGAAUGACUCAGACCAAAUAGAUUGUUUUGGUGUUAAACAUUUUGGUUAUGGAAGUAAAAUCAUUGUAACAUCUAGAGAUAGACAAAUACUUAAGAAUGGAAGUGUUGACAAAAUACAUGAGGUAAAGAAGUUAAGUAAAAAUGACUCUCUUCAACUUUUUUCUACAUUUGCGUUUAAACUAUUGAAUCCCGCUGUUGAUUUUCGCGAUCUAUCGGACAAGUUUGUAGAGUAUGCCCAAGGAAGUCCGCUUGCUCUUAGAGUUUUGGGUUCUAAACUAUAUAAAAAGUCUAGAAAAGAGUGGGAAAGUGAGGUGGAUAAACUAAAAGAAUAUGGCAAACCAAAAAUUUCACAGAUUUUGAGUAGUAGUUAUGAUGAUUUGGAUGAAGUAGAGAAGAAUAUAUUCCUUGAUAUUGCAAUCUUCUUUAAAGGAACACCCAAAAAAGAUGUAGAAGAAAUUCUAGGUUGUUGUUAUAAGGGUGCUGUGAGUGGAAUAAGCAACUUGAUUGACAAGUGCCUGCUUGAUAGCACAUACUUUAAAGAGAUUGAUAUGCAUGAUAUGCUUGAAGAGAUGGGCAAGGACAUUGUUCGCGAAGAAUCUACGGACCCUGGAAAGCGUAGUAGAUUAUGGAGUGCUAAAGAUGUAUAUCAAGUGCUCAGAUAUAAUAAGGGGACUGAUCUAAUUCAAGGUAUUAAGUUGGACAUGUCUCAAGUUGAUAAUCUACUGUUACAUUAUUCUACUUUUGAGGGCAUGACUAAUCUUAGAGUUCUCUUCUUCUACACUUCUCGGGUGUUUGAUGUUAAGUGUCCGACAAACAAGUUUCUUGGACACCAAGUUGAUAGUGUAUCUCUUCCUGAUGAGUUAAGGUAUAUUUAUUGGAAGUAUUGUCCCUUCAAAUCUCUAUCAAGUUUUAAUCCAAAGAAUCUUAUUGUGUUGAAUUUAUCACAUGGUGAUAUGGAACAUCUUUGGAAUGAUGAUGAUCAUCAAGUACUUGUUAAUUUAAGGGAAAUUGACAUUAGUUAUUGCAAGAAUUUAAAGAAAAUUCUUAGUCUAUUAGGAGCCAUCAAUCUUGAAAUCCUUGAUUGUAGAAGCUGUGAAUGUUUGGUUGAACUUCCUUGCCUCAAUCAUUUGGCAUCACUUAAACCGCUUGAACUUCGGGGAUGUCGUAAUCUCAAGAAGCUUCCCCAGAUCCCAAAUCACUUUCCUAUUUUAUCAUUAGAAGAAAGUGAAAUAGAAGAAGUGCCUGAUUCAAUUGAGCAUCUCAUCAGACUUAAAGGGUUAAUCUUGUGGAACUCAAAGGUAAAAAAGGUAUCAAGAAAUAUUUCAAAGUUGGAAUCUCUUCGUAUGCUGGAUCUUGGUAAUUGCCCAUUGGUUGAAUUUCCAGAAAUCCCAAAAAACUUAACAAAAUUGAACUUAUCUGGAACUCAAAUUGAAGAGGUACCCUUGUCUUUCGACUCUCUAUAUAAUAUUCGGACCUUAAAUAUGAGUGGCUCAAGGGUAAAAAAUAUAUCAAUCAAGACGGAAUCCCUUCGUGAUCUGGAUCUUAGUCAUUGCCCAAUGAUCGAAUUCCCAGAAAUUCCAGAAAGCUUAAGAGAAUUAAAUUUAUCUGGGACUCAAAUUAAAGAAGCGUCUUUAGACUCUCUAGGUAAUCUUUAUAGUCUAGAUCUCAGUCAUUGCGAGAGUCUUAAAUUACUCUCCGAGCUUCCACCAUAUAUUCGAUACUUGGAAUCACGUGGCUGCACAUCAUUAGAAAAAGUAUCAUUUGCAGAUCACUAUUUAUAUGCUAUCGAUUCUUUAGAAGAUGAGAUUUGUGUGUUUGACAUGUUAUUCUAUAAUUGCUUCAGCUUGAAUCAAGAUUCAAUUGAUAACAUUGAGGCAAAUGCCAUGCUCAAAUUUGAAUCCCUACUAAAGAAACAGAGCUGGACAUGGGAGUAUCCUUACCUUCAAUAUAGAUUAUUUUGCUGUUUCCCAGGAAACAAAAUUUCAGCAAAUAAGUUCGUGCAUCAGAGCACGAGUUCUUCAUUAGUUUUGAAGAUAGCCCCAAAUGGGUCCAGUGGGAGAAGAUUCUUGGUCUUUUCCAUCUGCCUUGUGGUCGAUCUCACGCGCUGUCACCACUAUAGUGGAAGUGUUCAAUUUAUCUGCAAAUACCAACUGACAGCAGCCGGUGGUGGUUAUAAACAGUUCAUAAGUGAGUGGAGUUCCUUUAUAGAGGAUGAAACGGAGCGGAAGUGUAUGGGUGAUCAUGUAUUGAUUCUGUUUAGUGAGGAUAUGGUUAAAAAAGACAAGGAUUAUGAGGAGGCUUCAUUUGAAUUCUACAUUGAAAAUCCCAAUUACAAGGUAGAAGAAGGAGAAGAAAUUGAAGACGAAUAUAUAAAGGUGGACAAAUGUGGCGUACAUAUAUCUUAUGUGGAUGAAGAACCCAGCACCAACCCCACAACAUGA